Lycium ferocissimum is the source of this 2042-nucleotide messenger RNA. Its product is annotated as protein BYPASS1-LIKE-like. The coding region runs from base 588 to 1766 and encodes 392 amino acids. Lineage: Eukaryota; Viridiplantae; Streptophyta; Magnoliopsida; Solanales; Solanaceae. The record is from RefSeq and is a predicted model, not a curated record. The transcript has a single exon.
UCUUAGGGUUCCAAAAACAUCCUCUUUCCUUUGCCUUUGUGUGAUUGACUUUGUCUUCUCACAUUCCUCCUUCUCUCUCUCUUAUGUCCACUGAAAUUCUUAGCCAUCUGUUCUUAUUUUAAUGGACAAUUGAUAGCUUUUCUUUGAUUUUAAAGAUUUCCAAAAAUAUUGAGAAAAUUUGGUCAUUUUCUUGAAAUCUCUUUCUUAUUUCCAGCCAUUCUUCAUCUUAUUAUUAGUGGGUUGCCUCUAAUUUCCCUAAAGUUUGAACCUUUUGAUUAAAAAAAAUUGCCCCCAAAUUGUUGUGCUCAUUUUCUUGAAAUCUCUUUGUCAUUUCCACCCAUUCUUGAUCUUAUUUUUGGUGCGUUGCCUCUAAUUUUCCUAAAGUUUGAACCUUUUGAUAAAAAAAAUCACCCCAAUUCCAAUUUAAGGUUUUUCUUCCACCUGCAAUCUUUUGGGUUUGAUCCAAAUUUUGUGUUUGUCACUUCAUUCCUCAAAUUUCUAUUCAACAAUUCGUGGGUUGAUUUCCAAAUUUUCAAUUUUUUUCAAAAUUUGACUGUUUCAUGUGAAAAAUAUAUAUAUAUAUAGAAAUGCCAAUUACAGAAUAUCAAGGGGCAUCAGCAUCAUUCACAAAUUUUGGAAGGUCUUUAUUGAGUAUGCGCCGUGAUCAGGUGCAUUCAAUGGAAUCUGCUCAUGAAGCAACUAGCCAAGACAUAGAACUCGAAGCUUUUCAAAAACAAGUAGCUGAACAUUUCAAUGAAUUGUCUAAUGUUGAUUCAGAUACAUUGCUUUCAAUUCAAUGGAUUCGUAAGCUAUUAGAUGUGUUCCUUUGUUGCCAGGAGCAAUUCAGGUCCAUUUUAUUCAACAAUGUUAGUAACUUAAAUAAAGCUCCUAUGGACCGUUAUGUAACGGAGUAUUUUGAUAGGAGUGUUAAAGGAUUGGAUGUUUGUAACGCGAUAAGGGAUGGGAUUGAACAGAUUAAGCAGUGGCAAAAGCAGUUGGAGAUUGUUCUUUGUGCAUUGGAGAAUCAGAGAGGGAGUGUUGGUGAAGGCCAAUUUCGUCGUGCUAAAAAGGCGCUGAUUGAUUUGGCGAUUGGUAUGCUUGAUGAUAAGGAGGCUAAUACAUCUGUUUCACAUAGAAACAGGUCAUUUGGGAGAAAUAAUAAUAGUAAUAGUAAUGAUCAUCAUAGGUCUUUGGGGCAUUUUAGAUCGUUAUCGUGGAGUGUAUCGAGGAAUUGGUCUGCUGCUAGGCAGUUACAAGCAAUCGGUAGCAACUUAACUGCUCCGAAAAAUAAUGAAAUUGUUGCUACUAAUGGAUUAGCUUUGGCUGUUUUUACAAUGAGUUAUGUGUUGUAUUUUGUAAUGUGGGCACUUGUGGCCGCGAUACCUUGCCAGGAUCGCGGAUUGCAGACACAUUUUUAUGUGACUAGGCAAUUCGUUUGGGGUGUUCCGCUGUUAUCCCUACACGAAAGGAUUUUGGAGGAAUCGAAGAAGAGGGAUCGUAGGAACGCUUGUGGAUUGUUGAAGGAGAUUCAUGAGAUGGAGAAAUGUGCUCACCAUAUGAAUGAAUUGAUCGAUGGUGUUCAUUUCCCGAUCACAGAGGAAAAAGAUGGAGAAGUGAAGCAAAGAGUGAAUGAACUUGGGAUUGUUUAUGAUGGUUUAAAGAAUGGAUUGGACCCGUUGGAGCGCCAGGUCAGAGAAGCUUUCCAUAGGAUCGUUCGGAGCAGGACUGAAGGCCUAGACUCUAUCGGACGAGGAAAUCAUGAGUGAAGAUGAUGAUAAUAGAUAUAUAGAUUUUCCCCUUUUGUUCUUUUCUUUUUUGGACUCUUUUUUAGAUGAGAAGAGGAGGGAGAAUGGUUAAUGGUGGUGCAAUGUGCCAGAAAAAUAAGUAGUUUAAAGAGGUAAAAAUGAUAUAUUUUCACUUUAUAUAUGUAAAGAAAUUAGUGGAAAAAUGGAUCUUUGGUCCAUUUUUGGUGAUGUUCAUCUUGUUUGGGAUUGUAUAAUCACACUUCAUGAGUUAAGUUUGCUUUUUAACUCUUUAACUGA